Messenger RNA from Ectocarpus siliculosus, 700 nucleotides. The record is from the annotation of a GenBank genome assembly. Lineage: Eukaryota; Phaeophyceae; Ectocarpales; Ectocarpaceae.
UAUUCCUCGUUCGAGAUGGUGAGCCAGCUGCUCCGGACAGCGCGGCAGCGGAAGGGCUGCUGCUGUCUCGAGGGAGAGGGUUCAUGGGCGCCAUCAUGGUCGACCGAUCCAGCGGUGAUCUUGUUCGCAGCCGGCAUCGGCAGGGAGGAAUGGUUGUCGAUUCAAAUUGUUGGUGUUUUCGCGGUGCCGCUGGACGUUGAUGAAGAUGAUGACGAUGCCGACGACAACGCCACUGGUGGUGCUGUCGGGGGUGGAGGCGAAGAAGCACUGGUGGACAGGGACGUCCUCUCCACGGCUGCUGGAGGGAGGACGCUUGUGGAGUGACCCCGCCCCUCGGACGUUGGAGGAGCUCCAAAACGACCUCCUCCUCCAGCUGGCGAUGGUUCUCAAGAUCGAGGACUGGGAACGUUGCGCGAGCCACGCCUCCCCAGGGUAUUAUCCUACAGAGGAGAAGAAGACGCUCCAGCUCGGGACUUCGCGAGUCAGCCAAGGGGCAUCACCCAAUAUUUGCAAGCCUUCUUUCGUGAACUCUAAACCAGUCUGCAUCACUACGACGCUUGCCUCGAAGAUCCUGCGUAUUAGUGAAAAUGGAUGCACGGAAUGCCAAGAUGGCAUUCACCCCUCGCGACAAACUCAAUUUUGGGGUUGUCCGGCGCGCAGCAUCAGCGAUGGUGCGGAAGAAUGCAUGGAGACACACUAG